AAUACUAUAUUAUUUCUCCAAUGGCCCUUUUCAGAUUGGUUGUUGUUGCAGCCCUUUUGUUGUUGGAAGCUUGGGCAUCUCAAGCCACUGCCCAUAAUAAUCAUGUCAACAAGCCUAAUUUGAAAUAUAUGACCGAUAAUCCUAACCGCAAUCCCUAUUCCAGACCGCCGAAGAAGUCGUCACCGAAAAGCUCCGGCGGCAAUUCCAACAAUAAUGGUGGAAAUCCGACCACCCAAAUGCCGAAUCCAUCCUUUAAUAAUGUUGUGAACACUGCAGAUGCCAUAAACAAUGUUGUUGAGACGACCACUGAAGCUAUGGCCGAACCUCCGCCUCCGCCGCCGCCUGAAUCAUCUGGAGCCUGCGAUGGAAAUGACAGAGCUUUUGGGGGCUGGUUUGCGGUCAUAAUCGCAGUGUCUCUCUGUUAUCAUCAUCUCCUCUCAUGAAUUAUCCUCGUACUUGCAUGGGUUCUUCUUCUGCAUGAAACCAUAUUGGAAGUAAAUUGUCGUAAAUGUUCCUAUUUCUUAAUUGGUAUUUUUAUGUUGUAUGGUCUCUACAUUUUAAUCCAUCUAUUGUACUGAACACUAUCUAUCGGUUAAUGGAACUGAAUUAACUACCAGUCAUUUUAUAA
Ipomoea nil (Japanese morning glory) is the source of this 628-nucleotide messenger RNA. RefSeq lists its product as uncharacterized. The record is from RefSeq and is a predicted model, not a curated record. Lineage: Eukaryota; Viridiplantae; Streptophyta; Magnoliopsida; Solanales; Convolvulaceae. Bases 21 to 443 code for a protein of 140 amino acids. The transcript is spliced from 2 exons.